This is a messenger RNA of Egretta garzetta (little egret), 2538 nucleotides long. RefSeq names its product mannosidase alpha class 2A member 2 (gene MAN2A2). Gene Ontology annotation, cellular component: Golgi membrane. Gene Ontology annotation, molecular function: carbohydrate binding; alpha-mannosidase activity. The record is from RefSeq and is a predicted model, not a curated record. Gene Ontology annotation, biological process: N-glycan processing; mannose metabolic process; protein deglycosylation. NCBI's taxonomy places the organism in Eukaryota, Metazoa, Chordata, Aves, Pelecaniformes, Ardeidae. The transcript is spliced from 21 exons.
CCACCGCCUAAUGGCUCCUGGGUGCUGCCCCCCGAGAGUCGCCCGAGCUUCCUCUCCGUCUCCCCACAGGACUGCCAGUUUGCCCUGGGGGGCAAGGGCCAGAGCCCAGACCUGCAGAUGCUGGCCGUGUACUCCCUGCUGCCCUUUGACAACCAGGAUGGCGGUGUGUGGAAGCAGGGCUUCGAUAUCACCUAUGAGCCCAACGAGUGGGACACUGAGCCCCUGCAGGUGUUUGUGGUGCCGCACUCCCACAACGACCCAGGCUGGAUCAAGACCUUUGACAAGUACUACUAAGACCAGACGCAGCACAUCCUCAACAGCAUGGUGCUGAAGAUGCAGGAGGACCCGCGCCGGCGCUUCAUCUGGUCUGAGAUCUCCUUCUUUUCCAAGUGGUGGGACAACAUCAGCGCCCAGAAGCGGGCCGCCNNNNGCAGGCUGGUUGGCAAUGGGCAGCUGGAGAUGGUGACGGGUGGCUGGGUGAUGCCCGACGAGGCCAAUUCCCACUACUUUGCCAUGAUCGACCAGCUGAUCGAGGGGCACCAGUGGCUGGAGAAGAACAUCGGCGUGACGCCCCGGUCGGGCUGGGCCGUUGACCCCUUUGGGCACAGCUCCACCAUGCCCUACCUGCUGAAGCGCUCCAACCUGACGGGCAUGCUCAUCCAGCGCGUGCACUACGCCAUCAAGAAGCACUUUGCUGCCACCCAGAACCUGGAGUUCAUGUGGAGACAGACGUGGGACCCAGAUGCCAGCACCGACAUCUUCUGCCACAUGAUGCCCUUCUACAGCUAUGACGUGCCGCACACCUGCGGGCCAGACCCCAAGAUCUGCUGCCAGUUUGACUUCAAGCGCCUGCCGGGUGGCCGGAUCAACUGCCCGUGGAAGGUGCCUCCCCGAGCCAUCACCGAUGCCAACGUGGCAGAGCGAGCCCAGCUGCUGCUGGACCAGUACCGCAAGAAGUCCAAGCUGUACCGCAGCAAGGUGCUGCUGGUGCCCCUGGGCGACGAUUUCCGCUACGACAAGCCACAGGAGUGGGAUGCCCAGUUCCUCAACUACCAGCGCAUCUUUGACUUCCUCAACUCCCAGCCCAACCUCCAUGUCCAGGUACAUGCAGGGAGGCUGCUCCACUCUCUCACGAACCUCAAGCGUGUCAUCAUCAAUGCUGCGCAUUACCUCGUGCUGGGGGACAAGGACACCUACCGCCACGACCCUGCUGCACCCUUCCUCAGCACGGACCCCCUCCCAGAGAGAACGGUUGUCAAGCUGGAGGCCUCGCCCCGGUUCCUGGUGGUGUUCAACCCGCUGGAGCAGGAGCGCCUGAGUGUCUUGCCGGUGCUGGUGGACUCCCCGCAUGUGCGUGUGCUCUCCGAGGAGGGGCAGCCCCUGCCUUCCCAGCUCAGUGUGCACUGGGGCUCCGCCACCGACAUGGUGCCCGACGUCUACCAGGUAUGGGGUGCCAUGUCCUCCGUGCGCCUGUACCUGCACGGCCGGGACUCGCCCGUGCGCAGGCAGGAGGCCAUACCCGGGCACGUCUUCCCCGCCACCACUGAUGACUUCUGCCUGGAGAACCAGCACCUGCAGGCCUGCUUUUCGGGACGCUCAGGCCUGCUGCAGAGCAUCCGCCGAGCUGGGGAGGAGCGGGAGCAGAGGGUGAGCAGUGAGUUCCUCGUCUACGGCACCAGGACCUCCAAGGACAAGAGUGGGGCCUAUCUCUUUUUGCCUGACGGCGAGGCCAAGCCCUAUGCCCCCAAGGACCCCCCAGUAGUGCGGGUGACGGAGGGGCCCCUCUUCUCAGAGGUUGCCAGCUACUACCAGCAUGUCCAGAUCACGGUGCGGCUUUACAACGUGCCAGGGGUGGAGGGCCUGUCCCUGGACGUGUCUUGCCUGGUGGACAUCCGUGACCACAUCAACAAGGAGCUGGCCCUGCGCCUCAGCACUGACAUUGAGAGUGACGACACCUUCUUCACGGACCUCAACGGUUUCCAGAUCCAGCCCCGACUGGCAGCCCAUUCCACCACCCUCCCCUGCGACUUUCACAUCCUUAACCUGCGGAUGCUGCAGGCAGAGGACGGCCGCCCGAUCAGCUUCCCCUCCCUGCUGAGCCACAUCACCUCCAUGCACCUGAACGCCGAGGCCCUGGUCAUGCCCGUGGCCCAGAGGAAGCCGGCCCCACCAGCCCUGCGCUCAUUUGUGCCCCUUUCCACCCCCCUCCCCUGCGACUUUCACCCCCUGGGUCCCGGGCAGGAUGACUCGCUCCCCUCGGCUGAGGCAGCCCUGAUCCUGCACCGCAAAGGCUUUGACUGCAGCCUGGAAGCCAAGAACCUGGGGUUUAACUGCACCACCAGCCAGGGCAAGCUGGCCCUGGGCAGCCUCUUCCAGGGGCUGGGGCUGGCCCCGCGCCUGCGCUGGGAGGCCCUGUCGGUCCCCGGGCAGGACUCGCUCACCUUCUCUCCUGGCCCUGCCCGCUGUCCCGGGGAAACACUAGGAACUUCAGGUGCUCGAGUAGACCGGGAGCACUUGAAAAGCAUGAAGAGGCCCUAG